UGAAAAAUUGUAAAACUUAUUUGUUUUUGAUUUUAGAUAAUAAGAUACAGAGAUAUUGAGUCGAAAAGAGAAAAUUCUGUGGAGAAUGAAUUUCAACCUAUUGCCAGUGAAAUGGAAAAUUAUUUAGAAGAAAAUUCUUCCAUCACUUCGUUUAGAGAGGGAAAUUAUUAUAGCACCGAAAAUAUAGUUAUUCGAUUUACUGCACUUCCUCUUCAAAAAGCUGAGAAAAGAAUUUUCUUUAUUCAAAAUAAUUCUGGCAUUGUUACGAAUUUUACAAUAACUGUAAAAAAUUUUUUCUCAUCCCAUAAAGACGAAGAUAUGUUAAGUGAUGAAAAUUGGGAGAGAAUUAAGCAGAACGAAAGUGGAAUUGUUGUUCUCACGAAACCAUCUUGUGGAAAACUUGAACCAUUCGAAAUAAAGACAAUUCAUAUUUUCGCCUAUGCAGACACCUGGGGAGAAUAUAAUGAAGAAGUCUCUAUUAAUAUUAUCGGUUUAGAGCAAUUUACAUUUAAUGUUCAAAUUCAAGUUGAGGACUUACCAAUAUCGUAUCCAAUUUGUAGAAAUUUACUCUCGAAACAUCCAUUUUUAAGAUUUAUGAAAUACGACGAUUGUUUAAAAUCGAGAUCGCUCGCCAUUGAGAAUACGAGUUGUAUUCCAAUAAUUGUCAUGUGGCAUUUGUUUAAAAUUAAAAAUGAAGAAACUGAUGAUGUUAAGCCAUUGAAAUUAUUUCUUCACAUUUUCAGUUCAUUUUCAUUUUCUGAAAAUGACGAUUCAAAAAAAUUGUACUCUGAAGAGGAGAAAAAUCGUUCACGAACAAAUUUUAACUCUUUUUUAAAAACAUGCGAAUCAAACCCAAGCAUCAAGGAAUUAAAUCAUUUUAAUUCACUCUCUGCAACUAACGGUUCGGCAAGUUCUAAAGAGACCGAAUUUUCGGAAAAUUGUAGUAUUAGUGAAAAAGAGGAGACAGAGAAAAAUCAAGUUAAUAUAGAAUUAUCAGUUCUUGCAGAUUUUAGCGAAGUUGAGGAAAAACUUUUGAAUAUUCAACCUCGAGAAUUAUUUAUUCCACCUAAAGAAAAGCGAUUUUUAACUGUCAGUUUUAAUUCAAAUGCUUCUUUUAAUUAUACCAAUAGUAAAAUUUGUUUUCAAGCUCUAGGAUUUAUAAGAACUUCUCCAGAGCAUAAGUACCUGUUAAAUUUAAUCAUUUUAUUUCUAAAUUUUUGAAAAAUAGAAUUUUAAUUUAAAUUUUUAUUUAAUUAAAAUUAUUUGUUAUUUUAUUUAAAUUUAUAAAAGACAAGAUGAAUGCUUUUUGAGAAAAGAUGGCUGCUCAAUUUCUUCAACUAAAAUUGACAUAGAAAUUAUUAAUGUAAGGCCAUUUCUUACAUUUGCCUCACCGAAAUCACAGACAAUCUUUAAAUUCUUUGCCAACGAAUUUGGAAAUCAAUCGAAUCAUAAAAAGACGUAAUGAUUAACAAAAGAAAAAAAGAUUUAUUUUAUAAAUAUUAUUGUUUUUCUAUUAUUUUUAAUUUCCUUCAUUAUUUGAAUGAGUGAUAAAAUUAGCGAAGCAAUUUUUUGCAGUUUUCAGAAGCAAAUUGUUUUAAAAAAUGAAAAUCAGGAAACAUUAAAUAUAAUUUUGAAAACCAAUUAUCCAUUUCAAAUAAAAAAUGUAACGAAUUUCGUUAAUAAAUUGUCGACAAAUUUAUGUAUUCAACCUGGAGAGAGUAUUGAAAUUCUAAUUGCCUGUACACUAAAUGCAAGAAUAAUUCAAGAAAUAAUGAAGGAGAAUGAAAAAUAUAAUGAAUUGUUAAAAAGAAUAACUAGAAGCUUAUUAAUCUGUUAUUCUGACGGAUGCG
Molecule: messenger RNA, 1850 nt
Organism: Leptopilina heterotoma
Lineage: Eukaryota; Metazoa; Arthropoda; Insecta; Hymenoptera; Figitidae
Exons: 7
Coding region: 112-1221 (369 amino acids)
Biological process (GO): negative regulation of cell population proliferation
Source: RefSeq, a predicted model, not a curated record